Molecule: messenger RNA, 2229 nt
Organism: Helobdella robusta
Lineage: Eukaryota; Metazoa; Annelida; Clitellata; Rhynchobdellida; Glossiphoniidae
Exons: 10
Coding region: 1-2229 (742 amino acids)
Source: RefSeq, a predicted model, not a curated record
AUGGAUUUAGUAGAGCAGACUCCUUCCAUCUCAUCAUCCACCAGAUCAAGUUAUGACAACUCCUUAAGAAGCUCCAACAAGAAUGCUAAUGAUGACGUGAGUCUUGUCAGGGAACAAGCUAAUAACUCGAAAAAUGAAUUAUCUUGGUUUGAAGGUGAGAUAGACAUUACAGAAUGCCCAAAUGUUGUAUGGGUAACAAAUUUUGAGAGUAGCAACAACAACAGCAACAAUGUAACGGAAUAUCAGCAUCAGCAGAACAUCAAAGGAAGCCUUCUACUUACAAACUUCAGAUUGAGAUUUCUGCCAGAUGCUAUUGAAGUCAAUGACAACAUAAGAAACGUGAUAACCGAUUAUGACGUCAUACUAUACAACAUAGAUGUUGUUUAUAAAAAUUACAAUUUGGAAUCAUAUUGGAAUAACUUGCUGAAGAAGUAUGAAGAAACUCAGUACAAAGUCGUAACAUGCAAUGAAUCUUUCCAUGUAGCUGAGAGAACAGCCCUGCUGCGCGUCUCCUACAGGAGCCCUGGCGUUGAGGACAAUGCAGAAGAGAAAAUAUUCAAUAGCAUAAGACAAAGUCAUCCGUCGCGGGAGUUCCCGCGUCUAUUCGACCUCAUCAGCUACCUUCCGUCCACCGAUGAUAUCCGGACAGCCUACACUGCUCUCAAGCAGAUAUGUUUGUACGACUCAACAACGCCGAUGUCAUUUGUGCUCGCUCAAGAUGGAAGGUGGUUCUCACAGUUGGAACUGACCAAAUGGCUGGACAUUGUUAGCAAGUGUUUGUUACUCGCGAAAGAUGUCGCAAACAUAAUGUCCAGUAAGAAGUUAUCUGUAGUACUAAAAGAGUAUACCUCGAAUGAUUUGUCACCCCUCAUAUCAAGUCUCGUGCAACUGAUGCUUGAUGAAGAGUGUCGUACCAUUUCAGGCUUUCAGGGUGUGGUCAAGAAGGAAUGGAUCGCCAUGGGGUUUAAAUUUGUUUCCAGGAGCAGUUCGAAGUACUUUUCCUACUCAAAUAAUUGCCAACAGAGUCCAAUUUUCGUGUUAUUCCUUGAUUGCGUCCACCAAAUGUUAUCCUUAAGACCGUCAUCUUUCCAAUUCAACGACAACUAUCUGCUCGAAGUAUGGAGCGCCGUCUGCUGUGGCUACUUCAGGGACUUUUUAUUCGAUUCACCAAAAGAUUCCUACUACAGUUUAUUAAAAUGCCAGAUAGAUCUCUCAAGAAACAACUUGAAUGGCAGUCGAAUGCAUAGGAAGAACAACGUGGGAAGCAGUCCUGCUGCCACGCUUUCGAGGAGGGGCGAGUUGGAUCUUGGUGUUGAUGGAACCUUGAUGAGGAAAAGUCAGUUGGAUUUCACAGUUUUUAAGAAGCAAAUGAAAAAAUCUGAUAACAAGUUAUCCGUUCAGAGUCAGAGCAUGUUUAGCCCAAGUUAUCUAGCGCUAACUGAUGUCGAUUCGUACACGUUGAAGUCCAGCCGAUCUCAGCUGUCCAAAUUCAGUAUGAUGUCACUGAACAGCACCAGGUCCUACUCAACAAACUCAACACCAUUCUCUAAGAAGCAACAAAUUUCUCAGUCGAAUCAACUCGGCGAACACUCGUAUUCACCAGACCUCAACAACUUGCGAACUCUUAAAAAAUCUAGUUUCUCACAACAAAAGUUGAACGGUAAUUAUCAGCGUGACGACCAACCAAAUGCUUCGUACGACAAUCCAUGGAUUGAUUUGAUUGGUCAGAUAAGCAAGGAAGGAACCUUCCAACUGUUUGAUUGGCCACCCGUUUUCGAUCCUAGCAAAAUAAAAUUUCAAAAUAUUAAUUAUAAAGCUAAACUUGACUUAAAAUUGUCUGCAAAUUCUAGCGACAAUGGUACGUUGAAAGCGCCUAGUUCGGGGUCAAACAACGUCUCAAAGAGCAAACCUCCGCAAAAUGUUCAACAUCAAAAAUCUGCCAUCAUAUUAAAUGGCCAGAAAAUUUACAGCUACUCAAGUCUCUGUCAGAACAUCACGUCACCCGUUUUUGAGUUUUCGUCCAUUAGUUUCAGCGUUCCAUUUAUUAAGUUCUGGUCGGAAUGCUACUUACAAUUCCAUCCAAUCAGUAGCAACUUCUUGCUUGCCAGGGGGGGUUGUACGGCCCUCCCUCAAAAUCAGUUGGACAUUUAUUCUGACACCUAUGGAGUAUUUUAUGAAUUGUUACAGGGCAUUAUGAAUGUUGAGAAGUGCCUUGAAAAUGCUCUAUGA